This is a messenger RNA of Fonsecaea nubica, 963 nucleotides long. RefSeq lists its product as hypothetical. The record is from RefSeq and is a predicted model, not a curated record. The transcript has a single exon. The coding region runs from base 1 to 963 and encodes 320 amino acids. Gene Ontology annotation, molecular function: oxidoreductase activity. Lineage: Eukaryota; Fungi; Ascomycota; Eurotiomycetes; Chaetothyriales; Herpotrichiellaceae.
AUGGCGGCGGCUGACCGAAAAGCAUACACGGACGCCGUGAAGUGUCUAAUGGCUCAGCCAUCUCAGCUCGACCCCGUUCAAUAUCCCGCAGCCAUCAACAGAUACAUGGACUAUGCCGUCAUUCACGUGAACCGCACACAAUAUGUCCAUCUUGACGCCUUCUUCUUGACCUGGCAUCGCUACUUCCUCUGGCUUUAUGAGACAGACCUGCAACAGACCUGUGGCUAUACAGGAGCGUUUCCUUACUGGGACUUUGCCGCGACGGCUUCGGACCCCCACGCAUUCCCCAUCUUCGACGGCUCCGAUUACUCCAUGUCUGGCGACGGAAUCUAUAACAAUACAGGUCCAAUCACCCUCGGCGCACAGUUGACCAUCCCUCACGGUACAGGCGGAGGUUGUGUCACAACCGGACCUUUCGCAAACAUGAUUGCGCCACUAAAAUUCAUUGACCCGACACAACUCGCCACCGGCACGCUACCAGCCGAUGCGUUCUCUCGCAACGAGAUCUGCUUGAUGCGCGACCUGAAUGCUUACGUCUCUCAGACGUACACCAACACCGCUGAACUUGUUGCUGCCGCGCACGCGACCAAUGCCUCGAACUUUGAGUUCCUUCUCAACGGUGUCAUCGGGUCUUCUUCUCUAGGCAUCCACUCGGGCGCACAUUUCUCCGUCGGAGGCCAGAUGGACAGUAUCCAUGUAUCUGCUCAGGAUCCUGUUUGGUAUCCUCUGCAUACCAUGAUCGACAAGGUCUACUGGAGUUGGCAGACCAACUACCCCGAGCUGGCGGAUCAGCUAGACGGGUCAACGGGUACUGCGCUGAACACACCGCCAUCGCCGGUAGUCACCCUGGAUUCAAUAGAACCAGACUGGGGCUACUUUCAACUGGAGCCUAUCGCCGUGAGGGAACUGAUCAGCACCACCGAAGGACCAUUCUGCUAUCAAUACGAUAAUGUCAUCUCGUAA